Molecule: messenger RNA, 1968 nt
Organism: Perca fluviatilis (European perch)
Lineage: Eukaryota; Metazoa; Chordata; Actinopteri; Perciformes; Percidae
Gene: septin7a
Product: septin 7a
Exons: 15
Coding region: 123-1451 (442 amino acids)
Biological process (GO): cytoskeleton-dependent cytokinesis; cilium assembly
Cellular component (GO): septin ring; septin complex; microtubule cytoskeleton
Molecular function (GO): GTPase activity; molecular adaptor activity; GTP binding
Source: RefSeq, a predicted model, not a curated record
UCACAUGAUGCCAUUACGUCCAAUAAUGUGCGUAUCCCACUCGAUCUCACUAGGUGCAACAGUCGGUACAACUACUACUACUUCAGCUAUAGUUGGGUUCUGAGUUGAGUUUGUGAGAAACUAUGUCAAGCGGAGAAGUAUUGGUUAGUAAAGCAGACGGGAACGGCGGAAUAAUGGCUCUACAGAAGAACCUGGAGGGCUAUGUGGGCUUUGCAAAUCUUCCCAACCAAGUUUACAGAAAAUCUGUGAAGAGAGGUUUCGAGUUCACACUCAUGGUUGUUGGGGAAUCUGGGCUGGGGAAGUCGACGCUGAUCAACUCUCUCUUUCUGACAGACCUGUACUCCCCUGAAUACCCGGGUCCUUCGCAUAGAAUUAAAAAAACUGUACAGGUGGAACAGUCGAAGGUCCUGGUAAAGGAAGGAGGAGUGCACCUUCUGCUCACCAUCGUCGACACCCCCGGCUUCGGUGAUGCCGUUGAUAACAGUAACUGCUGGCAGCCGGUCAUCGACUACAUCGACAGUAAGUUUGAGGAUUACCUCAACGCAGAGUCCCGGGUCAACAGGCGGCUGAUGCCCGACAGCAGAGUGCAGUGCUGCCUGUAUUUCAUCGCUCCGUCUGGACACGGACUGAAGCCCCUCGAUAUUGAAUUUAUGAAACGGCUACAUGAAAAAGUAAACAUCAUCCCCCUCAUCGCAAAAGCAGACACAAUGACUCCUGAGGAGUGUCAACAGUUCAAGAAACAGAUCAUGAAAGAAAUCCAGGAGCACAAAAUCAAAAUCUACGAGUUCCCAGAGACAGAUGAUGAGGAGGAGAUGAAGAUGGUCAGGAAAAUCAAGGACCGUUUACCCUUGGCUGUAGUCGGUAGUAACACCAUCAUCGAGGUCAAUGGGAAGCGAGUGCGCGGGAGGCAGUACCCCUGGGGUGUGGCUGAAGUGGAAAAUGGAGAGCACUGUGACUUUACAAUCCUCCGGAACAUGCUGAUCAGGACCCACAUGCAGGACCUAAAGGACGUGACCAACAACGUUCACUAUGAGAAUUACCGCAGCAGGAAACUUGCUGCCGUCAACUACAACGGUGUGGACAACAAUAAGAACAAGGGACAGCUAACCAAAGCUGAGACGGCUGAUGGCAUGAGUCCUCUAGCCCAGAUGGACGAGGAGCGACGGGACCACGUGUCCAAGAUGAAGAAGAUGGAACAAGAGAUGGAACAAGUGUUUGAAAUGAAAGUCAAAGAGAAGCUCCAGAAGCUCAGAGACUCUGAGGUUGAGCUCCAGAGACGACAUGAACAGAUGAAGAAGAACCUGGAGGCCCAGCACAGAGAGCUGGAGGAGAAACGUCGCCAUCACGAGGAGGAGAAGGCCAACUGGGAGGCCCAGCAGAGGAUUCUGGAACAGCAGAAACUAGAUGCCUCCAGGACCUUGGAGAAGAACAAAAAGAAGAAGAUAUUUUAAUAACUCUGGAGGACCUUCGUGAUGUUACAGUGUAUUAUUUUUCCAACCUAUCAGCUCUUGAUUGUCAGAGCAUCUGUCAAUAAACUCCAUCCACUGUUUGACCAUAUUACUGUGUAAUAAUCAAGUGAAAGCCAGGGGGGCAGUAUUGCCUGGACUCUGAAUUUAACCAAUCCGUUCUCUGCUCAUCCUCAUGUUGCUCCUUCAAGAAUUGUUAUCUCUAAAUUGAUUCCGUGUGCAGUCCAGUUUCGGGUCGCACACAUCCCACAAAAUGAGUAUAUUCACAUAGAAAAGAGAGAACUGGUGUUCUUUAAUCAUGACAAAACAGGAGGGCGAAGUUCAGAGCUCAGUCUUUCUUUCCUCUUUUCUUCUUCUAUUUUGGGAAUGUUGGAUGCUGCACUGCUCUGUGCUGCAUUCUUUUAAUGCCAAAAAACCAAACAUAGAGGUCGGCCUUUCACUUCCUGUAGCAUGUGUCAGGCUGAAGCUCACCUCAGGCACUGUUUUUUUAUAUAUAUAUAUA